AUGCGGGAUGCUGGGUUCGUGUACGUCGACUGGCCCGAGAGCGCGAGUCGCGAGUCCAGGGGCGUCCGGGUGAUUUGCGGCAUGGCGUCUAAACUAGAGAGGCCGAGUCCUACGACAUCGAUGCUCUUGCACCGCGGUGCUGCCCGGGACGUGUCUGUCUACGCGCUUAAUAGCCCCUUCAUCAAGAACAAGCCUUAUCCGGACCAGCUGCCUACCAUCGAGGAGCUCGCCGCCAUCUACGUGGCCGAGAUUAGGCGUAGGCAGCCCGAGGGCCGGUACCUGGUCGGUGGGCACUCGGUCGGCGGCGUGGUAGCCUUUGUGGUGGCGCGACAACUUCUCGAGGACGGCAAUGAGGUCAAGAAGCUAUUCCUGAUCGACAUGGCGUGCCCUAUUUUCGCGAGCUCUCUGCCGGGCGUCCUGGUCGACGUUCUGGAUUCUAUAGACCACGUCGGCAUAGUUGACGACGAAAUCCGAGAGAAGAAUAUAGGCCGGCUAAUAACGAGUGACCACUUUACGCUAGCGAGGCAGCAGUUGCUGAGGUACAAAGUUAGCAAGCUGCCGUGUAGGAAGAUGCCGUAG
This is a messenger RNA of Hirsutella rhossiliensis, 579 nucleotides long. Its product is annotated as thioesterase domain-containing protein. Gene Ontology annotation, biological process: biosynthetic process. The record is from RefSeq and is a predicted model, not a curated record. Lineage: Eukaryota; Fungi; Ascomycota; Sordariomycetes; Hypocreales; Ophiocordycipitaceae. The coding region runs from base 1 to 579 and encodes 192 amino acids. The transcript has 2 exons.